CUUUCUUUUCUUUUGUAUUGUGGUAUCGUACAGGAAGUUCUAGCCUAGGCUAAACAAUAAGAAUACUAUUAAUAUACAGUACCUCCUUUGUCAAAGUUGAGCCUGUUGACUUCUACGUUGAAUACAGUUUUAUCACUUUUUAAAUGCAAGAAAAUAACGUGUUCGAAGAAGAGAGGUUCGGAGAUCAUGGACAGAAUUGGGAGACAUGGAGAGAUCCCGAGAAUUGGCAACGACGGGAGGACAACGGAGUGGGCGAUACCUGCAUGGAAUCGCGAUCUGCUGUUUUCGACGAUGGAGGACCGAUGUUCAGUGAAUCAUCAGUGGACAUUGACUAUUAUGACUUACCUACAUCAAUUGUUGCUACUAAUAUAGAUGAUGAUAUAUUCAGAGAUAAUUUCUCAAAGAAAGUGUUUGAGAGCAUGUGCUGUGCAUUUGGUGAAAAUGUAACAUUUCAAUAUUUUCCAAGUUUUAGAAGAGUACGAAUAAAUUAUGAAACACCUGAGCAGGUGGUACAAGCACAAUUGGCACUUCAUAAAAAGGAAAUAAAUGGAAAAGUAAUCACAUCAUAUUUCAUCCAGCCUCCUAGGUCAGUACGGGUCAAUCCAACCCUUCAACCACCCAAAGCAACAAAGCAGUUUCUAAUUUCACCUCCAGCCUCACCUCCGGUAGGCUGGGAACCAGUCUCAGAAGCAGAACCAGUUGUAAACUAUAACAUUCUAGCAGCCAUGGCAAACCUUGCUCCAGGUCAGGAACAUGAAUUACAUGCAGGUGAUGGAAACAUCCCUAGUAUAGUAGUACUGCCGUGUGAAGAUCCACCACCAAAACAAGUCAAGGCAAAAAUAGAACAAACAAAAUGUCCCCCAAGAAGAUGAAGCACAUGAAAAUCUAAUGAAGUGUUAAAUUCAGAAGAAGCAAAGAAACUCGAGAAAAAGUUCAGGUUUUCAUUGGUGGAUGCAAGUGGAAAGUAUUUCUCUUUGAACUUUUUUCUGGCAUUACAAGUAUUGAGGUUAUGGAUGUUACCUUCUUAAGCAGCAGUACAAUUAGAAGAGCUAAAAUU
Anneissia japonica is the source of this 1057-nucleotide messenger RNA. Its product is annotated as calcipressin-2-like. Lineage: Eukaryota; Metazoa; Echinodermata; Crinoidea; Comatulida; Comatulidae. Bases 144 to 872 code for a protein of 242 amino acids. Gene Ontology annotation, biological process: calcium-mediated signaling. Gene Ontology annotation, molecular function: calcium-dependent protein serine/threonine phosphatase regulator activity; nucleic acid binding. Gene Ontology annotation, cellular component: nucleus; cytoplasm. The record is from RefSeq and is a predicted model, not a curated record. The transcript has 4 exons.